Ostrinia furnacalis (Asian corn borer) is the source of this 3303-nucleotide messenger RNA. It is a transcript of the gene Ip6k, whose product is annotated as Inositol hexakisphosphate kinase. Bases 373 to 1839 code for a protein of 488 amino acids. The transcript is spliced from 11 exons. Lineage: Eukaryota; Metazoa; Arthropoda; Insecta; Lepidoptera; Crambidae. Gene Ontology annotation, biological process: phosphatidylinositol phosphate biosynthetic process; inositol phosphate biosynthetic process. Gene Ontology annotation, cellular component: nucleus; cytoplasm. Gene Ontology annotation, molecular function: inositol hexakisphosphate kinase activity. The record is from RefSeq and is a predicted model, not a curated record.
GUCAUUCAAGUCAAACAGGUAAUUUUCGGUAUUAAUUUAGCCGUAAAAUUUAAUUUUCCGUGAUUUUACGUGGAUAAUUUUGGAUUAAUUAACCAAAUUAUUAAUUUAAAUCUAAAAAUCUACUCAUCUAAAUUAUUCUACUACAAAGUGAAUACCAUUCUGACAUUUAAAUUGUCUCGACAAGAAGUGAUUUCUCAGUCAACAAUUUGAGGUGUUCCCCGAGUAAAUUAACAAGGUACACGACGCACGUCUCUGCCAAACGCUCUCCUCUUGGACGGUGGCGCGAACACUUCGAUACAUAAACCCUUGGAAGAGGAGCUAUGCUGACGGGGGAACAACGAAUACGUCUCCGAUGUUGCUAAGCAAAUUUAUAUGGUGGACAGCGGUGGCGGUGGCUUGGCCGAAGUAAUGGUGUACUCUCUUGGCUGGGGCAUGGGCGAGCCGGAGCGGCGCGGCGCCGACCGCAAGCGAGCCCAGCCGCCCCCAGUAGCGCACUCGCCGCUGUCGCCCGACGACGGGCAUGAGGUCGACGUAUUGCCUCUCCACAAUCAGGUGGGCGGGCACACGCGAUUGCUGGUGCUAAACGACAGCACCGUCAUCAAACCGCUCAACAUACGCGAGUUGCAUUUCUAUCAGAACAUUCCCGAGGACAUCCAGAACUUUGUGCCCCGAUACAAAGGCGUGAUGCAGGCUUCUAACACGGGAAGCACCAAAUUGGACAAGCGGUACUCGCCAUGUUUCCGCGACGAGAACGGCCGCAAGCAGUCGCUGGGCGGCAAGCGCAAGCGCGACGACGUGUUCAAAUUUAAAGUUCACCGCAAUGGCAAUGCAAGCGAAGUGCUUAAGAGCAUUGCACACAUGGACAAUUCAAAUAAGCAGUAUUUCCUGAUGAUGGAGAACAUAACGUCGUCGUACCGGCGGCCGUGCGUGCUAGAUCUGAAGAUGGGCACGCGGCAGCACGGCGACGAUGCGUCUGCCGAGAAGCGCACCAAGCAGAUCGCCAAAUGCGCUGCCAGCACCUCGGCCACGCUGGGCGUCAGGCUCUGUGGCAUGCAGGUGUUCGUGCCUGAGACGGGCGCGUGCGUGCGCCGCGACAAGUACUGGGGCCGCGCAUUAUCGGAGGCGGGGCUUCGCGAGGCGCUGCGAGACUUCUUCGCGGGCGGCGCGGGGAUACGCGCGCGGGUCGUGCGCCGCGUGCUGCGCGACUUGGAUGCACUGCGGCGUGCCAUCGCCAAGCAAACCAGCUACAGGUUCUACUCCUGCUCGCUGCUGAUUGUGUACGAGGGCGACCUGCGGCCAGCGGAGGCGCCCGGUGCGGAGUACGAUGCGGACGCGUCAAGUAGUUCCGCGGAGCUGCCGGCGCCGGGACACUUUGAUAUGUCCACGCUGCACGACGAGAUCUCGACUGACGCGCCCGCGCGCGAGCCCUUCCGCCCGCACUCUGAGGAGACCAUGGGAGGAUAUGAGGAGGGAGAGGGCGAGGUGGCCGGUCACUCGCCGCGCCGGCAGCCGCCCAGCCCGGACUCGACGGACAGCUGGAUGGCGUACUCGUCCACGAGCAGCGAGUCGUGGCGCGGCGAGGCGGAGGCGGAGGCGGAGGCGGCGGCGGAGGCGGAGGCGGAGCGCAAGCGCGCGCGCACGUGGCCCGCGCCGCCGCCCGAGGCGCGCGUGGACAUCCGCAUGAUCGACUUCGCGCACACCGCCUACGCCGGCGCCGCCGCCGAGUCGCCGCUGGCCACCGCCACGCCGCACCACGGGCCCGACUGCGGCUUCCUCACCGGCGUCGACAGCCUCAAGCGCCUGCUCACCGAGAUCCUCCCGCCGCAGCCCUACAGCUAAUGAGCCGGGCGGGCCGCACUAGAAAAAACUAAAAACCAACCUUUCGGACGAAUUCUGAGGGGCUCCGACGCCGACCCCGCGCCGGCGCGCCCGCCGAGACGACCUCGAGGGGCGCCUGAGUCGGAACCGUUCUCUUCGGAAAUUUUAAACUGUUCGACUGAUGUAUGUAAUUUUAUCGGGAAACUGUCGCCGCGCGUUCGCACAGGGCGGACGUCCGCAGGUGUUCCGUUCGCUUUGCGCUCGCCGUCGAGGCUCCCCCUGUGGGACCGUCCGGCGACCGUUGCACCAAGUGAAUGUUGGCGGUACAAAAUAUUUUAAUUUUACGUUUAACAUAUUAUACUUUCAAAGUGGGACCCAGUAGGUAUUCUUAUAUCUCGUAUUUUUAAGUAUUACUAUUAAGUUAUUCCAGAUUGACGUGCUUUUGAUUUGUCCGAGUCGCUUUACUUUGUCUAUGAGUUGGUUCUGUAAAUUAUUUUACCUAAUUAUUGCAUAGACAUUCCCUGUCGGUUUAUUGAAUUCUUUUAUACCUAUGAUUGGAAUACACAAAGAUUGUAGAUUUUGCGAUUAACCCUUUUCGGUUUGCAUUUAGUUUCACACGUUUGUUAAAAUGAAUUAACAUUGACCCGCACACUCGCCGUCGUCAUUGAUAACAUUAUCGUGUUCGAUCACAAAGGUACUAAUUGUUCCCAGUCAAUGAAGCCAAAGUAAUACUUACUAGAAAUAAUUCAAAGAACAACUGUUAGGAGUCUAGUGCUCUUGAAGUAGAUUUGAAGUACUAGACUUAAACAUAUUUAUCUGACAUCCAAACCGUUGUUUGUGAGCCAUUAUUGUAAUUUAAGUAGUAACUGCUUUUCCAGAAUGUAACUAACAAAGACAAAUUUAGUAUAUUUUGCGGAAUGAGUGUGCCAAACAUUGUUUUGUACCUAAAAUAGCACACCUCACACGCAUGUGACAACAGUUAUAAUUUCGCAAACAGUAUUAUGGAAAUUGUAAGUGAGAAUGAGCGUUUGUUUGUGUAAAUAUAUUUGUAAUGGAGUGUCAGUAUGCAGUCUGGUGUUGAUGGGAAGUGAAGCGGUUGUAAAUAUUCUCGUUUCGUACGAGAGAUGUUCCAUAAAGGUGGUUGCACACAGCUGCGAUAACUAGAUCGUUGCGGCCGCCAACCUUCUGUAUGUUGCGUGCUCGUUCGAAUAUUAUGUGUGGACUGAGAUCGCAACUGUGUGCAGGGGCCUUUAGCGAGUCUGAGCGGGCGGGCGGUCCGCAGCGAUUGACCAUAGUGUUAGCCAACAUUCCUUCGUGCUGCAUUCGUCAUUGUUUGUCCUUUACUUUAUUUUUAUUAGAGUGAUAAAUUUAUGAAAAGUACCUGGUUUAAUUAGGAUGCUAGGUUGUAUUGCAAAUUAUCAUUUAUGUCUGUUAUUUUAAAUAACUGUAUGACACUAUUUUGUUAAAUAAAUUUUAGGUAUUAAA